Molecule: messenger RNA, 3401 nt
Organism: Neocloeon triangulifer
Lineage: Eukaryota; Metazoa; Arthropoda; Insecta; Ephemeroptera; Baetidae
Product: methyl farnesoate epoxidase-like
Exons: 9
Coding region: 1882-3366 (494 amino acids)
Biological process (GO): xenobiotic metabolic process
Cellular component (GO): cytoplasm; intracellular membrane-bounded organelle
Molecular function (GO): heme binding; iron ion binding; oxidoreductase activity, acting on paired donors, with incorporation or reduction of molecular oxygen, reduced flavin or flavoprotein as one donor, and incorporation of one atom of oxygen
Source: RefSeq, a predicted model, not a curated record
GAGUGCGGACGGCGGCAGGGACGGUCGGGGGCGCUGCUCGGCAGGUUGCCUACUCACACCAAAAGACGGCGACGUAGUCCUUGUCGAGCAGAAUCUUCUCGAGCUGCUUGGCGGUGACCUCUUCGAUCUUGGAGGCUUCGGCCGCUUUGGUCUGCGUGGCCGCCGCCGCCGGUUUGGCCUCGGCGGCCGCCUUUUUGGCCAAGGUCACCUGCGGGCCGAACACCACGGCCAGCAGCACGCACAGCGAGGCUGCGAGCCACAAACGCCUCAUCCCGCCCGAAAGAUGCAGGCCCGCCCGUGCUCAAGUCCCGCGAAGAAGUGCGCUCCGCACCGCGACCGCCGCGCACCGUCCCGGACGCCCUCCUCGGCCCACCACUCGCCGCUCGCCCGCGCCCCUCUCGGCCUGCUGGACCGGAAAGCAUUUUGCAUCUCGGCGUUCACUCCUUUGUCUCAAAGCUCAAAUCGAAUCGCGCGUUCCGCACUCAAUUUCGUUUCACGCAGUUUAAAUAAAACUCUACGUCUGAUCUCUUCUCUUUGAAUCUCAAUUUGGCAUGCCUUUAGCUCGUCACCAUUGAAUAUUUCAAAGGGGAAAAAGAAAUAAGUAGUCCAGCCUCCAUGCAGCUCAUAAUAUAUAAUAGACCCUACAGAACAGUAAGGAAUUAUUGGACGAUCUGAAUUGUUAUUUUAUUCAUUGUGCACUCACAUCUACUGCAUUAAUUAAAACCAGAAAACAACAUUAAUAAGUAAAUAAAUAAAUAUGAAAAUUAGGCCUAAUUUAUCAACCCAAAACUCGCCGUGCCAGAAGAUUUCUUUUUAAAAAGCAUUAGCAUAAUUUGUUUUUGGUGUGAUGUUUUUCCAGCAAUUUAUUUUUAUCAUAACAAUUUUAUUAUUUCAAAAAGAAAAGAAAGAUUAGUGUUCAAAAUUACCGUUUGAGGAGUAAAGAAUAAAAUUAACAAAAUUACAUCAAAUUAAUUCAGUCCAGGAUUAUAAGCAGACAUCAAUAAAUUUGUCCUGCACACUCCAAAACAAGUGCACCGUCCACUAGAGUCAUUAUUUAAUUAGAAAAUUUUUGCUUUUAAGUACGCCUUACUCAGUCGCAGAAACUGUGCCGCUAAACAUUACUUCAAUGCGGGUGGCCCAUGAAAGAGAAAGAAAAGUACGUAAUUAUGGGCUUCAAAAAUUCCUCUAUCUCAAUUUCUCAACAAGUUCAAAAUAUGAGUAAAGGAAACUUCUAAUUGUGAGCAAAAAUACUAUUUUCAGCACCGUUAAAUUAUUUUGAUGUAAAUAAUAACAACACUUAUUACACAGAUUAAAACAAUUGCGGAAAAAUUGCAAAAACUGCCCAAAACUAAUCCAUAAUUUUAAAAGAAUUUAAUUGAAAAAUUCUAGUCAUUUCACUUACAUCCUCAUGCAAUCAAGUAAAGUGAAUUUCACUAACAAGCUAAAUUUUUCUUAUGAAAACAGGACAAGUAUUGCGUCCUUAAUUUGAUUAAAAAAAUUUGCCGCAUUUCUAUAGAAAAAUUUAUGAUAAAUAAUUCUCAAAAGAAUUAACGGAACCAUGAGGAUAUUCGGAAGGUCAGUGUUUUCUCCUUUCAUUAGAAAAAAACGUGCCCGAGACUCUCACGUCACGAAACGUAGGAAAAUGUUUCGACGUAAUAGAAAAGGUGUCAACUUCCUUGUGAUUUAUCUGAAAGAGUUUGGUCUCCGGCUUGUUCAGAACAAAGGCGCAGAGGGAUGAAGGUCAGAUGGAGAGAUACGUGAUAUGUAAAUCUGGAGAGUCAGUGACUCCCAUUGGUGCUACAAGUGUUGCUAGGUGUUCAACAAGUGCAUCUAUGCAUCUUUUCUCCGGCACACUUACGGACCGACCGCCGGACAGAAAGGAUGCUGCUCCAAGUGGUUGCGUGCGCCCUCAUCCUUUUCUGCUCCUUCGCCGUUUGGGGCACUAUUAAGCCAAAAGGGUUCCCACCAGGGCCCUGCUGGUGUCCGUUUGUCGGUUGCUACCCGCAGUUUUUAUUUUUACACCGAAUUCUGGGCUACUGCCACCUCGUUUGGGCCAAAUGGGCCGAGCAGUACGGACCACUUGUUGGUUUGAAGCUAGGCAAGGACCGCAUUGUCGUGGUCAGUGGCUAUCAAGCGGUCAAACACGUUUUCUCUCGGGACGACUGCGACGGCCGGCCCGACGGAUUUUUCUUCAGGAUGCGAACAUUUGACCAAAGACUAGGUUUGGUUUUUGUCGACGGCGAGCACUGGAGCAAGCAGCGCAAAUUCACGACGCGCCACUUGCGCAAUUUGGGUCUCAGCGUGAAUUCCAUGGAGCACAUUAUCUUGCAAGAAGUCGAGGCGCUCGUUCACGACCUAAGCGACAAAUGUUCGCACAACGAGGAUUUGGAAAUCGAGCUGCACAAUUUGUGCGACAUCAGCAUUUUGAACAGUCUGUGGGCAGUGGUGGCUGGCAAUCGGUUCGAGUUGGACGACCCCAGGCUGAUCCAAAUGUUCAAGCUGCAGCACGCCUCGUUCAGAGCACUCGACAUGUCCGGCGGGUUGAUCAAUCAGAUGCCUUUUCUGCGCCACCUGAUGCCCGGACGCACUGGCUACAACGACCACAUUGCCACCCUCGCUGCCACUUACAGCUUUCUCAGAGAAACACUGCAGGAUCACAAGCGAACCCACAUGCAGGGGAAUCAUCACGACCUGAUCGACGCUUACUUGGAUGAAAUAAACUCGGAGAAAGACACAGAUUUUAAUGACCUUCAGCUUUUGGCUCUCAGCAUGGACUUGUUCAUGGCCGGUUCAGAGACAACGAGCAACACAAUAGGAUUCAUUUUCCUUUAUUUUCUGAUAAAUCCAGAAAUGCAAAAAAGAGUGCAAGCCGAAAUCGACUCGGUCAUUGGCAGGGGGCGCCUGCCAAAACUUUCCGAUCGGCCAAAAAUGCUCUACUUGGAGGCGCUCAUUAUGGAGGUGCAGAGAUUUCUCAGUGUUGCUCCAAUCGCCGUUCCUCACCGGACGACACAAGAUUGUGAAAUUCUCGGCUACAAUAUACCAAAGGACACCACUGUUCUGAUGAGCAUUUGGAGCGUUCACAUGGACCCUGAGCAUUGGAAAGAUCCUGAAAAUUUUCGCCCCGAAAGAUUUUUAAAUGAAGAUCAAAGCGCAAUCAUCAAAGACGAAUGGUUUAUUCCUUUUGGGCUUGGAAAGCGGCGGUGCAUUGGAGAAGUUCAAGCGAGAAACAGUUUGUUCCUCUUUCUGGCCGGAUUGCUGCAACGAUUCACUUUUUCUGCUACUGCAGAGGGAGUGCAGAAUUUGAAACACUACGACGGCGUCACCCUUUCACCCAAACCGUACAAAGGCAUUGUAAAGCGACGGUGAAUGUUUUUUUGGAAAAAAUAAAAUUUAUUGUUUUA